UCCCUCAUUCCACAGUUGAUCCUCGAGGAGGAAGGUUGUCAUCUGUUUGUCCGAAUAAAGAAACAUCAGUCGUUAUUCUGCCAAAGCUUCAGAUGCGACAGUCCACAAUGAGGACUUUGUUUUUUCUGGUUUUCCUGGGAACAGGUCUACAUGGGGCGGCGGCAGUGGCUCACUCUCUGAAGUAUUUCUACACUGGUUCUUCUGGAGUCCCAAACUUCCCAGAGUUUGUGGUUGUUGGGAUGGUUGAUGAAGUUCAGAUGAUUCACUAUGACAGCAACACCAAGAGAGCAGAACCCAAACAGGACUGGAUGAACAAAUCAGCAGAUCCAGACUAUUGGGAGAGGGAGACUGGGAACUUACUUGGUGCCCAGCAGACCUUCAAAGCCAACAUUGAAACUGCAAAGCAGCGCUUCAACCAAACUGGAGGUGUCCACAUUUACCAGAGGAUGUACGGCUGUGAGUGGGACGAUGAGACUGGAGUGGUUAAUGGUUACACUCAGUGGGGUUAUGAUGGAGAAGACUUCAUCUCAUUUGACCUGAAGACAGAGACAUUCAUCGCUGCAAAACAACGAGCUGACAUCACCAAACAGAAGUGGGAUAAUGAGAAAGCUUGGAUAGCAGGGAGAAAAAACUACUUGACCCAGAUCUGUCCUGACUGGGUGAAGAAGUAUGUGAACUAUGGGAGGAGCUCUCUGCUGAGAACAGAGCUCCCCUCAGUGUCUCUCCUCCAGAAGACUCCCUCCUCUCCAGUCAGCUGCCACGCUUCAGGUUUCUACCCUGACAGAGCCUCACUCGUCUGGAGGAAAGAUGGAGAGGAGCUUCACGAGGGCGUGGACCUCGGAGAGACCCUCCCCAACCAUGAUGGAACCUUCCAGAUGAGCGCUGACCUGAAACCUUCAGCGUCUGAAGACUGGGGGAAGUACGAAUGUGUGUUUCAGCUCUCUGGUGUGAAGGACGUCGUCACCAGACUGGACAAAGCAGCGAUCAGGACCAACGGGGAGAGUCCUGUUUACAUUUACAUCAUUGUUGCAGUGGUUGUUCUCGCUCUCGUCCUCAUCGCUGCCGCUGGAUUCAUGAUUUACAAAAAGAAGAACGCCAAACGCCCUCCAUCUCCUAUAAGCAACCCUGAGGUCUUGGAGGAACUGAAUCCACAAGGCUGAAAGACAAACACAGCAGCAGCACCCUGAACACAGUUUCUGGAUAAAUUUUGCAACCAGGAGUGCUGCCGCCACGUUCUCCUCCAUAAACUGGGAUUUCAUUGGUUAUUCAUCCUCAUAUCAUACAGUGAUAGAAUCAGGGUUGGGAAUCUAGUCGUCGAUGCUUAUUGAUCAGAAUACAAAGCAAACAAAAAAGUAGCUGACAGAUAUUUUACACAUAUGAUCAAACGUAAAUGGUGACAUGAAAUGAUUUUGAUGGUUUUGUUUCAAACAACAAAGUGGAAUUUUCUUCUGAUAAAAUGUUUGAUUCAAUGUUGGUGAAUCAAACCAGGAUCAGCCUCAUUUUUCUCACCUGGAAUGAAGUAAAACACAAUAUUCAAGAAAUUAAAGCAUCACGGCACUCUUCGUACAUCCAUCAUUACGAUUUAUUCAUCUAAAACAAAUCAGCAGAAUUACUGUUUCAUACUCAAGGUGUUGGUGUUUUCUGGUCCAAUCAGUAAUGUCAAUCUACACACAAACACACACACACACACACAAACACACACACCACAUACAUUCUCCAGUCCUCUGCGACUCUGCAGGAUCAGAUGGAUGGGAAAUGCAUGGAUGCAGUUUCAUAAUUUAUCACAACAUGAAAUUACAGAAACAAUGACAGGGUUUAUCAGUGUCGCCCACCCCUGUGCAAGCAUACACAAAAUAUAUCAGUACAAGAAUUUGUUUCCAGUUGUGCAUAUAGUUGGCUUGUAUAUUUCCUUAAAAAUAAUACAAUUGAAUAAUUUUCUUUUGAUUUUAAGCAAGUUUAAGCAAAUGAUAAUUUAUGUCUUUGAGGUUUUUCUGUAUUAAUCAGGAGUUUGUUGGUUUUUGUUUCAUAUUUUCUAUAUUUUGAUCUGUUUGGAAACAUUUUAGUUGUAGCUGACUUUCUGAAAUUGGUUAAGGGAUGUUUUAAGCUUCUCAGUGCACUGAAAAUACUUCCUGCUUAUAUUUUGGGACAGGGGACAUUUAGUUUAAAGCUGAAAAGAAAUUUAACAGUGAUGCUCAAAGCUAUGUGUUGUGUUGGGUUAAAUAAAUUAGUUUGCUUUGCUUUUCCAUUUAUUUUGUACUGUUUUGCUUUUAAAUAAAGUCCCAAAUGUUC
This is a messenger RNA of Chelmon rostratus (copperband butterflyfish), 2289 nucleotides long. RefSeq names its product H-2 class I histocompatibility antigen, Q9 alpha chain. Gene Ontology annotation, biological process: immune response. The transcript has 8 exons. Lineage: Eukaryota; Metazoa; Chordata; Actinopteri; Chaetodontiformes; Chaetodontidae. Bases 93 to 1160 code for a protein of 355 amino acids. Gene Ontology annotation, cellular component: external side of plasma membrane. The record is from RefSeq and is a predicted model, not a curated record.